Nycticebus coucang (slow loris) is the source of this 1935-nucleotide messenger RNA. It is a transcript of the gene FGF19, whose product is annotated as fibroblast growth factor 19. Gene Ontology annotation, molecular function: growth factor activity; fibroblast growth factor receptor binding. Gene Ontology annotation, biological process: positive regulation of gene expression; regulation of cell migration; positive regulation of cell population proliferation. The record is from RefSeq and is a predicted model, not a curated record. The coding region runs from base 141 to 800 and encodes 219 amino acids. NCBI's taxonomy places the organism in Eukaryota, Metazoa, Chordata, Mammalia, Primates, Lorisidae. The transcript has 3 exons. Gene Ontology annotation, cellular component: cytoplasm; extracellular region.
UCCAGGCCCUCGGAGUGCACUGCUGGCUCCAGGACCCCGGCCACAUUACCCGGCACACACAGCUCCGCCGCACAUCUCAGUCGCCGCCAAGCCUCCAGCACCCCUGCCUCCGCAGCCGCUCGGAGCCCCACGGAGGUGCCAUGCCGAGCGGGCUGAGAGGGCGUGUGGUGGCUGGCGCCCUGGUCCUGGCCAGCUUCUGGCUGGCCGCCGCCGGGCGCCCGCUGGCCUUGUCGGAUGCGGGCCCGCACGUGCACUACGGCUGGGGUGAGCCCAUCCGUCUUCGACACCUGUACACCGCCGGCCCCCACGGCCUCUCCAGCUGCUUCCUGCGCGUCCGCACCGACGGCGCGGUAGACUGCGCGCGGGGCCAGAGCGCACACAGUUUGCUGGAAAUCAGGGCCGUCGCUCUCCGGACCGUGGCCAUCAAGGGCAUGCACAGCGCGCGGUACCUCUGCAUGGGCGCCGACGGCAGGAUGCAGGGGCUGCCUCAGUACUCGGAGGAAGACUGUGCCUUUGAGGAGGAGAUCCGGCCAGACGGCUACAACGUCUACUGGUCUGAGAAGCACCGCCUGCCGGUCUCUCUGAGCAGUGCCAGACAGAGGCAGCUGUACAAGGGCAGGGGCUUUCUGCCGCUCUCUCACUUCCUGCCCAUGUUGCCUGUGACCCCGGCCGAGCCUGGGGACCUCAGAGACCACCUGGAAUCUGACAUGUUCUCUUUGCCCCUGGAAACUGACAGCAUGGAUCCAUUUGGGAUCGCCACCAGACUGGGCGUGGUGAAGAGUCCCAGCUUUCAGAAAUGACAAGGUUCUGGCCGUGCCUCAAGGGCAGUCCUGAGUCUGUGUUCUGUUUAGCUUUAGGAAGAAACAUUUAGAAGUUGUACCUAUGCAGAAUUUUACAUUGGCUGUGCCAGUUUCUAGUUUCUUGUAUGAUCAUAAAAUUGUAAGCCCUCUGCCCACCCAGCUGCUACCCGAGCCCCCAUCCCACUCCCUGGAGAUUGCUGGACAAGCUGCUCUGUUAACCUGGUUCUGCUUGAAUACCUCCACCGACAGAGAACUUACUCCCUUUGGAAAAAUUCUUAUAUCAAGCUGAAAUUCUCUAUAAUUUUUUCUCAUCAUUUCCAGCAGGGGCAGCCAGGAGACAAGCAAGCCUUUUAAACUCAUAUACAGGUGAUCAGCUCUGUGAGACAUGAGGUAAAUGUGAGCCCAAGUGAGAAUGGAUCUGGAUCUCAACUCCAAGGACAGUGUACCCUCCCCAGAGCCGCCUUCCAGCUGCAGGAAAUCUUGACAAGUCCCACUGAGGCUGAUUCUAGGAUGGAUAAUUUUUCUUUCUCUUCUUGAUAGCCAGGGCUGGUUAUUCUAAGGUAGAUGGCUGAGCUAUCACCUCGACCCCCAGCUCAGAGGGACAAGUAGCGGAGAUGGCCAAUUCCAGCAGCUCAUCCUGGACCCAGUCAUGGGGGGGGGGGGUCGUGUCCAGGGAAUCAUAUCUGCCCAGGCCAGGUGGAUAUAGAGGGCCCUUUGACAUGAAAACCCACAGGCCUACACCUCUUCCUCAUCUCCUAUACUCUUCCCCUUAAUUAGGGCUAUGGGUACUGACUUGAGAACAGACCACUGUCCUCCUGUGUACUUGCCUCCAUUUCCCCGGCUGGCCUAACCCUCUGCCCCCCCUCACUUGCCAUCUUGUGCACUGAAGCUUCCCAGCCUCCCGCCCUAUGUCAACCUGUAUGUAUCAUUGAAAAACCAAAAAAGGAAAGAUCUGAAAGGCCCAAGUCUUUCUGAUGACCUGGCUGGGGGCAGCAGCAGGGGAGAUUCUGAGCCCUUUCCCAGCACUUAGUUUCCAACUUGAUAUUUAUGAGUAAUUUAUUUUGAUAUGUACAUCUCUUAUUUUCUUAUGUUAUUUAUGCCCCCAGAUUAUAUUUAUGUAUGUAAGUGAGGUUUG